AUGUCUACUCAAGAUGCAGAUCGUGGCUUUAUCGCAAAGCUUGAGCCUUGCACAAUCAAAAAUCACGAUGGUCAUGUUAUUUGGAAUAACGACGCAUAUGAUUUCUUGACCAACGCGCCUUGUCCAGAGACGGCCAACCCGAAACUAUGGCGACAAGCGCAGCUUGUAAGCAAGCAAGGCUUAUUCAAGGUCGCUAGCGGUAUCUAUCAAAUUCGCGGAUUUGACCUUUCAAAUAUGACUAUCAUUGAAGGUGAUAGUGGAAUCAUUGUGGUCGACCCCCUCACUUCAGCCGAAUGCGCACAAGCAGCCCUCAACUUAUAUUAUGAGAAUUGUUCCAGGAAAUCCGUGUUAGGCAUGAUCUAUACACACUCGCACGCCGACCAUUUUGGGGGAGCAAAGGGGGUCGUCGGAUCAAACGAAUCUUGCACUAUGCCUAUCUUGGCACCGUAUGGCUUUCUUGACCAUGCUGUCACUGAGAAUAUUUAUGCCGGGAACGCUAUGGCUCGCAGGGCUGCAUACAUGUACGGCGACCAGUUACCAAAAGGACCGUCUGGUCAAAUCAGCUGUGGUCUGGGAGCAACAGUUUCUGCGGGAAGAGUAACGUUAAUACCUCCAUCGGUCGAUAUCACGCAUACCGGCCAAGUAGAGGUGAUCGACGGGGUAGAAUUUGUCUUCCAACUCACUCCUGGCACAGAGGCGCCAGCGGAAAUGAAUUUUUAUCUGCCCCAACGGCGGGCCUUGUGCGUUGCGGAAAAUGCGACCCAAUGCCUUCACAAUAUUGCCACUCUCCGAGGUGCUGCCGUUCGGGAUGCUCAAGCAUGGUCUUCAUAUUUGGACGAGACGAUUGUUCUCUUCGCUGGAACUUCAGACGUCGUAUUUGCUUCUCAUCAUUGGCCCACCUGGGGUCAAAAGUCUCUGUUGAACUAUCUUACGCAACAGCGUGACCUCUACGCUUUUCUGCAUGACCAGACUCUGCGCCUGAUGAAUGAGGGUUUAACAGGCGUUGAAAUUGCCGAGGAGUUGGAGCUCCCUGUUCGACUGCGAGACUCUUGGCACACGCAGGGGUUUUAUGGCUCUGUAAGCCACAAUGUCAAGGCCAUUUAUCAGCGCUACAUGACAUGGUUCGAUGGAAAUCCAUCUCAUCUAUGGGAACACCCGCCAGUCGAAGCCGCGAAACGUUAUGUUUCCUGUAUAGGCGGUGUGGAAGCAGUGCUCCAAAAAGCGAGAGAGUUCUCUGACGAAGGGGAUUUACGAUUCGCUGCAUCACUUCUCAACCAUGCCGUGUUCGCCGAUCCCGAGAACACAAAGGCCAAAUCUUUACUCGCAUCUACGUACGAGAGCUUGGGUUAUGGAUGUGAGAACGGCCCAUGGCGGAAUUUUUACAUUUCCGGCGCAAUGGAACUACGUGGCAUUAGGCCAGAGGGCAAUGUACUGUCUGGCCAGUCCGGGUUGAUUGAGGCUUUGUCACUUCACCAUCUCAUGGCAUCGGUUGCUGUUCGGCUGGAUGGCACUCGGGCGCAAACAAAAGAUUUCGUCAUCGAUCUAUAUGUGACCGAUCGAGACGAGCACUGCCGUUUACUAGUUAGUAACGGGGCGUUGAUACACCGCACUGGAAAAGGCUCUCCGAAAUCAUCUACGUUGGAUUCGGCGGAUUUCUCAUGUGCUCUUACAUAUGGGCAAUUGGUUCAGUCCUUGUCGGCUGGGCAAGCGGUAGGAAAUUUUGGUGAAGAACAGGGAGAUCGCUCUUAUUGGAACAGACUGCUUGGUCUACUCUCCACCCCGAACGCAACGUUCGAGAUCGUUGUUCCUUAA
Messenger RNA from Penicillium canariense, 1812 nucleotides. RefSeq names its product alkyl/aryl-sulfatase. The coding region runs from base 1 to 1812 and encodes 603 amino acids. Lineage: Eukaryota; Fungi; Ascomycota; Eurotiomycetes; Eurotiales; Aspergillaceae. Gene Ontology annotation, molecular function: linear primary-alkylsulfatase activity; protein dimerization activity. The transcript has a single exon. The record is from RefSeq and is a predicted model, not a curated record. Gene Ontology annotation, biological process: dodecyl sulfate metabolic process.